GAGCACGUGACCCCGGAGAUGAACAAGCUUCGUCAGAGUCUGAGGAGGAAGAAGCCCACCUACGUACCCGAGGCCAGCAGACCACACCAGUGGCAGGCGGACGAAGAGGCUGUUCGCAAGGGCAAAUGCAACUUCGCCGUCCGGUACCUAGGGUUGGUCGAGGUGGAGGAGUCCAGAGGGAUGCAUGUAUGCGAGGAGGCAGUGAAGAAGCUCAAAGUUAGUGGUAAAAAGACAAUAAAAGCAGUGUUGUGGGUGUCAGCUGAUGGACUCAGGGUGGUGGAUGAUAAAACCAAGGACCUCAUUGUGGACCAGACCAUAGAGAAGGUGUCAUUCUGUGCUCCUGAUCGUAACUACGACAAGGCCUUCUCCUACAUCUGCAGAGACGGCACCACCAGACGCUGGAUCUGCCACUGCUUCAUGGCUCUCAAAGACUCGGGGGAGAGGCUGAGUCAUGCAGUGGGUUGUGCGUUUGCAGCCUGUCUGGAGAGGAAACAGCGCAGGGAGAAGGAGUGCGGGGUGACAGCCUCCUUCGAUGCCAGCCGCACCUCCUUUGUCCGUGAGGGGUCUUUUCGUGUUACAUCUUCCUCUAGCCAGCAGGGCGGCAGCAGUGAGCGAGAUGACAUCAUGAAGCUGCAGGAUAAGAAAAAAGAUCCACCCUCAGCCAUCCCUGCCUUGCCACCUGGCACAGCUUCUCCUCCUGAGGGAGCGGCUUCCCCCAUCGAGCGCCCGGAGCCCGGGGGGCCCCACGCCAUCCCUCGUCGUCACGCGCCCAUUGAACAGCUGGUCCGGCAGGGUUCGUUCAGGGGAUUCCCGGCCUUGAGCCAGAAGAACUCCCCCUUCAAGAGGCAGCUGUCACUCCGCCUCAACGACCUGCCGUCCACGCUGCAGCGCAAGACCGACUUUGAGGCAAAGAACCCCGUUCCGGAGAUGGACGUGGGGGUGCCGGGGGAGGCAGACGGCAGUAUCAACGCCCUGUGUAGCCAGAUCAACGCCUCCUUCACCAAGCCAUCCGACGAGCUCUUUGCCAACCCUCCCUCCUCUGCCAAUGGCCCGCAGGCCUGCACUGUACCCCCUGUUUUGCCACCUCCACCUGCACCACUGCCAGCCACGUCUUCAUGGGUACAGACUGAACCUCCAGUCCACUCUCCUCCCCCGGUCUCGGUUGCAAUGCAGUUGCAGAGUGGACACAAGCGCACGCCAUCUGAGGCUGAGCGAUGGCUGGAGGAGGUUGCCAAGGUUGUCCGGGCCCAGCAACAGACGCCCCCGCCUCUGGCUCCACCCACAGCCCCCACCAUCCCUACCAUCCCUGGCCCACCCACCCUGCCAAGUCAGCCAAUGUCUAGUCAGAUGGCUAUAUCAGCUGCCCCGGUAUCCACCGUCACCAUGUCCCUUGGCUCUAUGUCUAACCCACUAAUGCCAGGCCCCUCCUCUGUCUCAGGCCAGCCUCCUAUGUCAGUCCCACCCAUGUCACUAUCAUCAGUUCCCCUCAUACCAGGCCCUCCAAUGUCCGGUCCCCCUAUGUCCCUUCCCUCCAUGUCCAUCCCCACUAUGUCAGGGCCCAGCAUGUCUGGAGCCCCUAUGAUCCACCCAUCUCUCCCUGGGCCCCCAGGCUCUCUCCCAAGCUCCAUGCAGCCUUUCCCCUUGGCCUUUGAUGCCGCCCCAGCCCCUGUGGGUAUGUUUGCCAGCCAGCCUGUCCAGCCUGCCUUUGUGCCCAUGCAGACCUACAUGCCAGGUCUGGCCAGCAGUAUGACCUACCCCAAUGCCAGUGUGCCUGUGGUGGGCAUCACACCAUCACAAAUGGUAGCCAACGUCUUCUGCACUGCUGCCGGCUCAUCCGGCAGCGGGGCCACAAUGGGCCCAGUUGGAGGAGCCAAAGUUGGAACACUUGGAGCAGUUGGCCAUCACCAUUCUUACCCAGGAGCGCCUGGUACAGUUGGACACACUGGAGUUUUCCCCACACCACCGUUCUCCUCCACCCAGCCAUUAUCUGCAGCUGUUAACGGCCUCCCACCACACAGCAACACCUCCUCCAAUGCUGGUAUAGUGGGCCUCCAGAAUGGAAACACCAGUGGUGGGAGCACUGGCAGUAGUAGCAGCUGGCCACCAGAGGGCAGUCAAUUAACCGCCCCGGCUGGCGGUGAUUCCCAAGAUGCGGAACGUUUUGAGGCCAAGUGGGCUGCAUUGGAGACCAAACCAGCUUCUCAGCAGGCAGGGAACAAAGCCCCGGCUGCAGUGGCCAACCCCUUUUCUAAUGAUCUGCAAAAAACUUUUGAGAUCGAGCUUUAA
This is a messenger RNA of Lampris incognitus (smalleye Pacific opah), 2286 nucleotides long. It is a transcript of the gene numbl, whose product is annotated as NUMB like endocytic adaptor protein. The transcript is spliced from 8 exons. NCBI's taxonomy places the organism in Eukaryota, Metazoa, Chordata, Actinopteri, Lampriformes, Lampridae. The coding region runs from base 19 to 2286 and encodes 755 amino acids. The record is from RefSeq and is a predicted model, not a curated record.